AUGAGCCAGCACCAUUUAACGGCAGAUGUUUACCACGCGUACCAAAUAGUCAAAUCGCAUGGCAUACCUGAGAAAAAUAUUAUCGUUUUCCACUACGAUGACAUUGCUCAUAAUAAGGUUAACCCUACACCGGGUAUUGUAGUCAACACACUCGGUGGACCCGAUGUCUAUCAAGGAGUACCCAAGGAUUAUACCGGGAUUGAUGUCAACCCAGAAAACUUUGUGGGCGUACUUAUGGGCGAUAAGACGCUAAAAGAAAAUAACAAAAAAGUGCUGGAAAGUGGGCCCAAUGACCAUGUUUAUAUCUAUUUCGUUGACCAUGGUGACGAGGAUGUAAUUGGAUUCCCGACCGACUAUUUGUAUGGGGAGGAGCUGAAUGUGGCCCUCAAAUAUAUGCACCAAAACAACAUGUUUGCCAAAUUGGUGUUUAAUAUGGAAACGUGUCACUCGGGUAUGGGACCUAGUUGCUAA
Molecule: messenger RNA, 471 nt
Organism: Oppiella nova
Lineage: Eukaryota; Metazoa; Arthropoda; Arachnida; Sarcoptiformes; Oppiidae
Source: the annotation of a GenBank genome assembly